Molecule: messenger RNA, 2132 nt
Organism: Macrobrachium nipponense
Lineage: Eukaryota; Metazoa; Arthropoda; Malacostraca; Decapoda; Palaemonidae
Exons: 5
Coding region: 189-1343 (384 amino acids)
Molecular function (GO): protein binding
Source: RefSeq, a predicted model, not a curated record
UCAGACUCAGACUGUCUCAGAGUCAGAGGAGAGCCACUCUGCUCUUGACAGCGGCGGAAUCAGGUUUAAUGGUCAGACGGACGUUGGGACCAGUGACGCUCUCUCGGUGAAGUUGCGACGUUCAGGGGAAGUCAUCAAAUUGAAACUGGAAUCUUCUGUUUUGAAAUCCUUCGUUGGUAUUCAUCAUCAUGCCGGCAACAAGACAUAUAUGUCAUUGUCCAGAGACAUCAUACGGCAUGCUUCCUUUGAUUAUCUAUCAAGAAGCUGCAAACGGAAACAGUGAAAAGGUGCUGCAAUGGUUAAAUGAAGGGGGUAACAUCAAUGCCACUGACAUGAAUUACAGAACUCUGGUUCACAUUGCCUGUGAAGGGAAUUACGUUCACUUCUUGAAGGAGCUGCUGAAGUUCCCAGAUGUCCACCUGAAUCAGGGAACUACACUUUCAAGAAACCUCCAUGGAAAAGGAAAUACACCUCUCUCUCUGGCUGUGACCAAAAAUCAUGUGGAAUGUGUAGAAGCGCUGAUUUCUUCUCCAUCAAAGUGCAAAAUUGAUUUGAUCAACAAAACACUAUCUACAGGACAUGCUAUCGGUGUUGCUCUCGGUCGCAAUAAUUGGAAGAUGAUUGAAAUUCUGCUCAAAGCAGGACUAGCUUUGAGCAUGGACGAAGCAACGGCUAUCUUUGAAGCUGCAGCCAAAUCCUGUGAAGAAGAUGUUGUCAAGAUAAUUAUUGAUCGAGCAUUCCCUCUUCAUUCAGGCGUAAUCAAUAACAUCGUUUUCACAAUAUUGUACAAUAAUGAUUUGUGGAAUUAUGUUGGAGCAGAGAAAGUUUUCAAGCAAUGCUUUAAAAAUAAUAAUUACUAUUGCUUUAGAGUACUGAAGGUUGCAAUGGAAAAGAGAGACUUUUGCAUGGUGGAAAAUACACUGAAACUGUUGAUUCCUAAUGUUGAAAUCAACAUCAACAUUGCAAAAGCAGUCCUUGGAAAGGGAAUGAUUGAGGUUGAAGAAUCACUGACUCAGGGCAAGCUUGAAGAAGGGGUGAUAUAUGGGGCUCUGUUUACAGCUGCCAUUGUUGGAACCACGGAUGACAUAGCGGAGAAGCUAUUUAGUUUAAAAGAAAGUUACCCAGAGGACUUUCUCAAAUAUGCCCUGUUGCUAGCAGCUCUAUUUAAUCGGGCUGAGCUCCUCCCCCUCUUGCUGAAAGAUGACUCAUUCAGCUUUUCGACUCUGUCUCAUGCUUUGCGCCUCUCUGAAUUCAGCAAAGGUGUUGGGACAUCACUAAUUAAACGGGCUUUGGAGAGAAUAUCAAGGAAAACUAUUCCUCUCACCAAAGAUGAUACCGAAUGAGAGGAAUUACUGCAUACUUGGCACAGAAGGCAGAUGGAAGAUGAGCAGAAAGAAAUGUUCGUUUGAUGAAUCAAACUAACUUUUGAGAUUUUAAUUCAUGCCUAACAGAAUUCAUAUUUCUACUGAACAGAUGUUAAUUAAGGUACAUGGUACAGAAUGACUUAUUCACAUUGACAAUUUAUCCUAUAAAAUUUUUUGAUUGUGUAAAAUUCUUUAAUUGUAUAAAAUUCUUUAAUAGAAACUAAUAAAUCGUAUACGAUCUGCACUGGCAGUUAAACCAAUGUUAGCAUUAAGACCAGCUUCAGGUAACAUGAAUCGGAAAGUACUCGUGUCACUCAAAUGCUUUUAUCUGACUCAGUUGACGUCUUUUACGGCAGUUGUACUAGCUGAUAUUCACUAGGGUAUAUUGAUAGCCAGAGCUUAUAAUUCAUUUGGUGUGUAUGUGUGUUCGUAGACUUAAUUUGUUUUUAUAUAUUUCUCCGUAUCUGAAAACUUAAUAUUGUUGUUGAGCAAUACAAGAAUUAGAUAGAAAGUAAUCUGUGUAAUUUUAUAUACUUUGUUAUGAGUUUGGGAUUGGAUGUGUGUUGUUAUGUUCAUUUAUAUUUAAGGGUCGAUAAAAAGUAUGUAAACUUAACGGCCACCACUGCUGUGUUUUUCCAGGACUGGAGUAGCUCUCAUAAGAAGGAUAUCUCCCCAGAUUGCUUUUCUCCCUUCUUGGCUCUUUAGUUCUAGAAGGUUGCUGUUCUCUGCAUUUAUUUGCAUUCUGCUCUAAUAAACUAUUAAACUGUA